Messenger RNA from Plodia interpunctella (Indianmeal moth), 2763 nucleotides. RefSeq lists its product as uncharacterized. The transcript is spliced from 2 exons. The record is from RefSeq and is a predicted model, not a curated record. Bases 146 to 748 code for a protein of 200 amino acids. NCBI's taxonomy places the organism in Eukaryota, Metazoa, Arthropoda, Insecta, Lepidoptera, Pyralidae.
AGACUCGACGUCGAGCUCUGAACGAACGCACGCGAUCCACGCGCCAACCGAAACUUACGACACGAGUGAUUCCGAAUACCGUUUUCGAAUUUCGAAGUGAUUUUAAAUUUUUAAAUACAGCUUUGGCAGAUAUUUUCCAGCCAGCAUGCGGAACUUCUUACGAACGAUCGCUCUGCUGACAGCUGUCACUGUCACACUGUCCGCGCCCUCGGGCGGCGGCAAUGAAAUACAAGACAGCAAGAAAGACCCCACAACCCACGACCUUCUAGCUUCACUCGGCCUCAAGAAGCUGAGGAUACCCGCGGCUCACCACCGCAAACGAUUAGCUGAACAGGGACGCAGGCACGCCACGGGAGAUUCUAGAAUGUUCGUUAUCAAAUUACCUCCAAACACAAGCUAUUACAACAACCCUGAACCCGCGCCUGCCGCUGCCAGAACGCUACCCUUACAGAUGACUGGAAAUGGAAAACCAGCCAGAGUCUACCACUGGAAUAUUCCCGUACUACGAAAACUCGCCAAGAACAGACCUCAAGCGAGAUUUGACGACGACGUCGUCGAUGUAGAAAGCACACCAACCUGGCCUAAAGGCAUAAACGGCCAUCCAAACGCCUUGGACGGCUUGGCGUACUACGUGCCCGCGAAGAAGACAUCCUUCAGAAAAUACUAUUCCGGCAACGGGAAACCCAAGUCGUUCUACAUCAUUGAGAAGAACAAGAAAACCGCGGAGUAUCAUAGACUACUCCCGUAAUUUAUUUAUUUGUUAGCAUUAAGUAAUCGUACAAUUUUUGUAGGGAAACUUGUUCUUAAGCCUAUGUAAUUUGUCAUUUAAAAAAAAAAAGCCAGCUAUUUAUUUAAUUUAUAACAAUGUAACUUUUGACAACAUACAAAACCAUCCAAAUCAGUUCCUAAAUCAAUUUAUAUAAAUGUUGUUUUACAUACUAUUCACAUGAGUAGAUAAUAUUUCAUUUUAAUAAUCAAACGAGUACAUGCAACAAUGAAUAAAAUACAAUUUUCGUGGAAGAAUUGGAUGAUCCUUGAUCUUCUAAACAUUUAAAACUUAUCACAUUGUACCCUGCUAAACCGAAAAUUUACUAAAAAAAACAUUUUAUUACAAUACUUACAUGACCACAUCACUAAAUCACACUAAUCUUAAAAUUUCGUGCAUUCCGAAUUUUCAAUAAUUAAAUACCUAGUUACUAAUAUCUUUGUCAUAUACACUCUAGAAUAGCACUUUUAAAUUAACUAUAAAACUCAUAAACAGUGACAUUAUAUUUAUUAUAAUUUAAAACGUAAUUGACGAUUACAAUGCCUAUAAAUUAUUGUAAAUAUCGCUUCGCCUUUAAUGUAAGUAAACUAGGUGCUUAGAAUUAUUUUUAAGACUGCGGUUACGAAUUUAAAUGUAAUAAGUAGGUAUACGAUCAGCAUUUAUAAAUCUUAUGUGAGCGAUUACAUAUGUUAUGACUUUGAGGCGACACUGCUUACGGCGAAAAUAUCUGCCACAAGAAAAUACAUACAUUAUUAUUUGUAUUGAUAUCACUCAUUGCGCUGCGUAGCGCUGCCUUGCUCUUGACGCGCUUGUCUAAAAACGUCCAACUGCCUCAACCUAUCUAUACGUUAGGCCGAUGUUGCAACCAUCGAUAUACAUUGCUUAAUUUUGUCUUAAGCCAACGCGCUCAUUGUUGACGAUGUAUACCGUAAGGGAUAGGAGAAGGGAGAGGGAAGGGGCCGUGAAACUCUACCACCAACUGGAUAGAAGACUAAAUGAGAAUUGAGAUUCUAUUCGUAUAAAUAUUGUCCGUGAGAAGAGAUCCCUUGAUUUAAUUUUGCAAUCUGUGCCCAAGGACAAUAGCUUGCAAUUACUUGUUUUGUAUUUCGCUUCCAAAUGGGAGCGAUGGAAAAACAAAAUAAAAAGUAAACGUUAGUUUCAACGUGAUGGAAUACAUAACACAGAAGAACUAAGCAACAUACAUACUGCAAUUGGUUGCAAAAUUAGGCUUCUUUAGGAAUAUCUAAGUAUUUUAAAGUAAUAUAUACUCUUUUUUUACAAACGAAAUACAUGCUUGAAUAAUCGAAUUUGAACUACAAUGUGUGCAUCGUGGCGUGUACAUUGAUGGUUUUUUCUCGCGUUGAUACAAAGCUAACAUUAAAUCUACGCAAUGUACUUCGAUCAACAGCAGUGCUUGUAACCUUGAUUGAAACUAAGUGUACUUAUAAGUAGGUCUUUAUUAGUUAACUUAUUUUGGUCAUAAUUAACUUUAAAGUUAAAGGUAAUAUACUGGCUGGGAUGAAAUAAAUAAAAAACAUGGUAGUGUGUACAUACAUUUCUAAGUAUUUAUGUUUCGAGUACUUUUUUUUUCGGGUCCAUCUUCAAGUAGUUCCCUGUUGCAUUUACUUAUAUCAGUAAAUGUUACAAAAAUGAAAAUUUUACUAAAUAUUUAAAAAUGUAUAACAAACGAAACACUACGAAAACCACAACGAAACUUGUUGUCAAUUGACAACUAUAUAAUAAUAAUAAUAUUAUUAUACGUAUCUAUAUUAUUACCAUUUGAAACUUAAUAUGAUACAAAAUAUUAGGCGGUAAUGUGUGUUAUUAAUGUUAACCUUAAAUAAAUCUUAUAAUUUUGAUGUUUCAUUUUUCAUCUUAUACAUCAUAUAUCUUAAAUUCUGUGACAGUCACCACAACUAAUAACUUCGCAUGUAGAUAAUUACGUUUCUACUUUUGUACAACUAUAAAUAGAUAAAUAAAUAUUUUUGAUUUAUAAA